CCCCCCCCGUCGGUGCUCGGCGCUGCAGGCGGGAUGUACGCCGGGAGGAAGAGGAAGAAGCCGGUGCCGAAGAGCCCUAAACCACCACCCCCUGAGGGCGUGAAGUCCAACCCCUCCAAGCGGCAUCGAGACCGGCUCAACCAGGAGCUGAACAAGCUGACUGGCUUGCUGCCCUUCCCUGAAGAUGUGCGUAGCAGGCUUGAUAAACUCUCCAUCCUACGACUGGCUGUCGGAUACUUGAAGGUGAAGAGCUACUUGACUGCCACAGCUACGGACACUGGUGAGUGCGUGCUGGAUCAGCCCAGAGCUCCAGGAGGGAACAGGCGAAUGGACCUGCAGGUCAACAGAGAGCUGUUUCCUGAGGGGGAGCUGCUGCUCCAGGCACUCAAUGGAUUUGUCAUCGCAGUGACUGGAGAUGGCUACAUCUUCUACAUCUCCCCUACUGUGCAGGACUACCUGGGCUUUCAUCAGUCGGAUCUCAUCUACCAGAGCGUGUACGAGCUGAUCCAUGCGGACGACAGAGCCGCCUUCCACCGCCAGCUGCACCGGGCCCCGGCGUCCGGCAGCGCCCGGCACGCUGCCGACGCCUUUCCGACUGACCAGCCACUGCUGGCUGGAGGCAGCACCACAUCCAGCCCAGAGCACCUCCACCCUGAGAAGCCCUCCUCUGUGGAGAGGAGCUUCACCUGCCGCUUCCGCUGCUUGUUGGAUAACUCCUCGGGAUUUCUGGCUUUGAACUUCCGCGGGCGCUUGAAGUUCCUUCUCGGGCAGCAGAAGAAGGCAUCAGACAGGUCCCCGCUCGCUCUUUUUGCCAUCGCAACUCUCCUCCAGCCUCACUCCGUCCUGGAGCUUCGGACCAAGACGCUCAUCUUCCAGACGAAGCACAAGCUGGAUUUCACUCCCAUGGCCUGUGAUUCCUGGGGGAAGGUUGUCCUGGGGUACACAGAAACGGAGCUGUGCGGGAGGGGAUCCGGGUACCAGUUUGUGCACGCCGCCGACGUGAUGCACUGCGCAGAGAACCACGUGAGAAUGAUGAAGACGGGGGAGAGCGGGCUGACGGUUUUCCGGCUGCUGACCAAGAAGGGCAGCUGGGUGUGGGUGCAGGCCAACGCCCGGCUGGUGUACAAAGAGGGCAAGCCCGACUGCAUCAUUGCCCGGCAGAGAGCCCUGUCGAAUGAAGAAGGGGAGGAACAUCUGCGGAAGAGAAGCCUGCAGCUGCCUUUUAGCUUUGCCACAGGGGAAGCAGUCUUGUACGAGAAUGACCUUCCUGGAUUCCUGGACUCCUUCCAGGCUAAGGAGGAGUUGCAGGCACAAGCAAACUCCCAUUCGAAGCAGCGCUCAGUAGACCCCAACUCUCUUCUUGGGGCAAUGAUGAAGCAGGAUGCAUCCCUAUACAUCUCCCACACUGAUAACAUGCCUCAGUUCCCUUUGCCAGAUCUCAUCGCUGAGCCUGAUGGACUGAGCCAGAACGAGGAAGCCGGUGAUGCCAAGGAGGACAGCGACUCCCUCCUGGUGGUUAUCGAAACCCUCUUUGAGAAGAGCGAGGUGAAGGGAAACGUCUGCCAGAGCCUCAACGUGGACAACGCAGAGCUGCAGCGGUGGGAGGAGGCUCUGCUCAGCUUGGGUGCAGAGGAGGAGCUGCCAGCUCAGGAGGCUGGCGAGAGGCUAGGCGCCGAGGUGACAUCCGAUGGGGAGCAGAUGCUCCUCGGGGAGGAUGCUGAGAAGAGCGUGGACUUCCUGCACUGCAGCGCGUCACCCUGCGAUGAGGAAAAUAGCGCUGUGGCUCGUUUCCAGCACUGCUGGGCAACUGAUUCAGUGUUCCAAGCCCCAGCACAGCCCCGGGCACCUGGUGCACGAGGCCAAGGUGCCGUGGUGUCUCUAGCCUCUGUUACCUCCAAGGUCAGCUCUGCUCAACUGGAACAGCAGGUCCCAUUUAACUCUGCUGGGCUGGUGGAGGGGGCUGUUCUGGAUGUCCUGGACUCCAGCAACAAGUCCCCUGUAGCACUUCAGCUGGCAAACCCGGGCCAAGUGUUUCAAGCAGAAGUUAGCACCUCUGCUCCCAUAGAUAACAGUAUUCCUAAUGAUCGGAUCCAGCCCGGGUGCGAGCUGGCGGGUUCAAGCCACUCGCCUCUGUUGCACUCAAACACACUAGUGGCUCGGUGGCACAAUGUCCCCGUCCAGGCCAACCCAGCCGACGCUUUGGGUCCGAGCACUUCUUCUGGAGGUUGCUCAUCGGAGGCUUGGACGGCCUUAGCUCCCAAACAGCUGGAAGCGGCAGGAAAGCACGUGGAGCCACAGACUCUGCUGGCUGGCAGCCCCGAGAGCCCCCCAGGAGCUGGGCUGUGGUUGCUGCCCCCCCAGCCCGCUCCUUGCCCUGCUCAGGGCUUGUGCGAGUCCUUGUUCUCUGGGGCUGGGGAGCUCCAUCACGAGGAGGCUGCUCUCCCUGCGCGAGCAGCAGCAGCACCCUUAGGAGCCAGCCGGCUGCCAGGGGGUGGUGGCUUCCCCGAGCAGCCCCUGAUCCCCCACCUAGAGCCCAGCUUUUCCUGGCAAGGGGAGCAGGCAGUGCUCCGGGGGGGCAAGUGGCUCCUGCAGGCUGGGGCAGCUCCUCGGAGGUGCAGUGGGGCAGGUCCGGUGCAACGCAGCAAACUCCUGCUGGGGUCCAGCACAACUCCCAGCACCCACGGGAUGGACCACAUCGUGCUGCCUGAAUGCCAGUAUGGAAAUAGCCUUUAUAGAUAUGAGAGCAACUUUCUUAGGGAUGCCUCUAAAAUAUCCCUUCCCCAGCAGCUGGGACCUUUCCUUUCCCCCAGUGAGAGCCAGCCUGGAGCUCAUUCCUCACCAGGUUCAGUUUUGAGGUGUUCAGCAGCUCUCCCUGCAAAGGUGGGUGCAGCAGCCCUGCCCUCCUCGGGGCAGGGCCCUGGUUUCUUCCCACCAGGCUCCGUGGUGGGUGGGCAGCCACCCUGUGCCUGCGGGGUCCAGCUCAAGGUGAGGUGUGAGGGCUGCAGGACUUGAGGGCUGCACCGGCUCGCACAGACGGAGCCGAGGGGUCGUGCCGGGGUGGGGGAUGCAGGUGCAGCAUCGCUUGUGGGCAGCCCGUUUUGGAGCCUCACUGCGAACCAGGAGCCGUGUUUUGAAAAGCCACCAGCGAUGACGAGCUCUUCUGGCUGUGCACACCUACGAGCAGUGCCCCGAGGAUUUUGUCUUCCAGUGCCUGAAACAAGAUGCCCUAGCAGAGCUUUCAGGCGGUCUAGGGCGACACGUUUGUGUUUUGGUUUGUCUUGUUUUCCCAGGAGAAGUCUUUCAGGGAGGUGCAGCCAUCCCAGGGGGGAGGUUUGUCAGACUCUUGGGGUCCAAGGAAGGACACCCUGCUUGCUGCUUGUGGCAGCCUCUUGCAGAUGAACUUGCUACCUUACAGGCACGUAGCACUGAAUUGCUGCUUCUGGGUGCAGCAGGGUCUCCUCAUCACCCGUGUGCGUGGACCACCUUUGUCAUGAUGCUGAUCAGUCCCCAGCCUCAUCUCGGCCUGCCUGAGCCCCUCUGCUCCGUUCCUUGCUCCCUCCCUCCUGUGCUCUCCGUCUCCUCUCCUCCUCCUGAGCCCCUGGUGACCCAGUUCCUUUAGAAAAGGGGAUGUUACCAAGCACUUUGAGAAGCUCAGCAGCAUCUGAAGGGUCUCUGUGGGAGGUGGAGUUGGUGAGAGCAGAGGCAGCUCAGGGUUUUGUGGCACUUCAGCAGCCUUCCCAGGGAAUCUGGGAGAAGUGGGUGCUAGGCUGUUGUGACCUUUCUGGGCAGAACUGUGUGGAAGGUCCAGCCAAGCUCCCCUUGUGUUCAUCACUGGCUUGUCCUUGCCUUCCUCUCCUCUGCUCAGCUGUGCCCUCAGAUGGAGGAACGAUGGGGGUUUGCUCCUACAGUUGCUCGGUGUGGUGGAGUUUUGCCAAAGCAGUGAGAAGGAAAGGUAGGAAGGGAUGCAGUGACUGCUGCCUGCCUCUCCACGUCAGACCAACUUUGUGCCCUUUGAAGUGUCAUCCUGGAGACCAGCACAGCCCCUUUGCUGAAUUCUCUGUAUUUUUUAACCUAAGAUGUGGAUUUUUUUUUUUUUUUCCCCCCACCAUUGGGCAAAUUCUCCCAAAUCCCAAGAAGAAUCAAUGAUGGGGGACAAGGUUUGGUUCAAGACAAGACAGGAUGGCAAAGCCAGGGUGGUCAGAGAGGACAGAGGGGUUGGGGAUCUACUCACCUUCUCCCCCCUUGCAUCCCUCACCCUGAGCAUCACAUCUGCUUCUCGCACCGGUAUGAAGCCUGUACUGUUUGCCGAGUGAGUAAAAUCAGGUAAUUAGUGCAGGGCUAGCCCAGCAGCAAGCCUGUGCGCGUCCUGGUGUGGGGUGGGCUCAUCUCCCUGCUUCUCUUCCUUCGUGCCCUGCUUUGCCUUGCUGUGUCGGGGCUCCGGGGGCUGCUUGCAGGGCAGGAUGGGCCUUGGGAAGGGUCAAGCUCCUGGCUGCAGCCUGGGAGCAGAGUGAUGCUGGAAGUGGGCUGAAACCCCUCCGAAGUGGCCUGGAGGAGUGCCUAGGACAGGGUGAGGAGCUGACUGACUGUGAUACGGAAACCUUACAAAUCAACAGACCCCAAAAAGCAGCAGGAUGGAAUCUGCUCACCAGCCUUUGUUGUCCUGGAGCCUGCUAAGACUGUGAAUCGAGGCACUGCCCCAGCCGGGGGGUUGCCAAGGGCCCCCCCCGUCCUGCAAGAAGUGCCCUUGGGGAGGGGACACCCCACCAGGCUCUACUGGUUGGAGCCAAGACAGACCCCUGGUGUUCUGGUACUUGUGUCUUAUCUCUUUAUACAUUGCAUAUGUGCAUAUAACAUCUAUUUUUGUGGCAGUGUCUCAUUUUACGCCUUGUGAUUUCUUUGUAUCGCUGUUGGCAGACAGACGAUGCUGAGGAGAAAAAGAUGUCCUGAAACUCACCCCCUGCAUGUGGUUACGUAUUAAAAAGCGAUUUGCUUUGUA
Tyto alba (common barn owl) is the source of this 4996-nucleotide messenger RNA. RefSeq names its product aryl hydrocarbon receptor-like. Gene Ontology annotation, molecular function: protein dimerization activity; nuclear receptor activity; transcription cis-regulatory region binding. Gene Ontology annotation, cellular component: aryl hydrocarbon receptor complex; nucleus. The transcript has 10 exons. Gene Ontology annotation, biological process: regulation of transcription by RNA polymerase II. The record is from RefSeq and is a predicted model, not a curated record. Lineage: Eukaryota; Metazoa; Chordata; Aves; Strigiformes; Tytonidae. Bases 34 to 3012 code for a protein of 992 amino acids.